This is a messenger RNA of Melanotaenia boesemani (Boeseman's rainbowfish), 2824 nucleotides long. RefSeq lists its product as uncharacterized. Gene Ontology annotation, molecular function: GTP binding. The transcript is spliced from 5 exons. The coding region runs from base 365 to 2308 and encodes 647 amino acids. The record is from RefSeq and is a predicted model, not a curated record. NCBI's taxonomy places the organism in Eukaryota, Metazoa, Chordata, Actinopteri, Atheriniformes, Melanotaeniidae.
UGAAGGAAACACAGUAGUAGCCAGCUACAGCCUUAGUGAUGGGCUCCAGGUGGUGGUGUGUGAGGGUGACAUCACCAGUCUGGAUGCUGACGUCCUGGUGAAUGCUGCUAAUGAGGAUUUGGACCACAGUGAAGGGGUUGCUGCUGCGCUGAGUCAAGCAGGUGGUCCUGAUGUGCAGUGUGACAGUGAUGCUUUAGUGAAGCACAAUGGAAAAAUUCCUACAGGGGAAGUAGUAGUGACCACAGGCGGUAACUUGAAAUGCAAGAAACUUCUGCAUGCUGUGGGGCCUGUGGGUGGAGAAGCAGGAGGCAGAGAGAGAAUCUUACUGGAAAGAACUGUCCAACAUGCCCUUAAUUUAGCAGAAAUGAUGAAGUUCAAGUCCAUCGCCAUGCCGUGUAUCAGCUCAGGCGUGCAUGGUGUUCCUGUAACAGUGUGCUCUGAGGCUAUUGCAACUGCUGUUAAAGAGUUUAGUAGUCGGCGUGAUCGCAGUCUGAGCAGAAUAAUACUGAUAGAUGACAGAGGAAAGGUGGUGAGGGCCAUGCAGGAGGCGUGUGACAGGAUUCUUGAAGGGAUAAGUAACAGAAACAAUGUGGCAAGUGAUGUGGAGUUUCCGGUGGAUGCUGAUAGCCAAGAUGCAGAAAGACGAGCUGCUGCUGGAGCUCCUGGAGGCAGAAUCCGUGUAGAGAUUGUUCAGGGGACCAUUGAAACACAGCAGGUUGAUGCACUGGCAUCUCCAAUGGUCGGCAAUGAUCCCCUGUCGACCCGUGUUGGGAACAUUUUAAACAAGAUGGUUGGUUCUCAGAUGACCUCAUUGUUUAGAAAGGCAGGAGGAGAUGAAAGUGACCAUGGUGACUCGGUGCUGUUGGAGGGGUUGGCUGGACUUCCAUCUGAUGCAGUACUCUUCGUCAACCUCAUUCCCUGGAAUGAUGACCUAGAUGGAACUGCAGUGGAGGUUCUCAGACUGGGCAUCAACAACAUCCUGACUUCCUGUGAGGAGAGAGGGUUUGGAUCUGUUGCUCUGCCUGUACUCGGAGCUGGGAUUGCCCUGCGUUUUCCUGACAGUGUGGUAGCCAAGAUUUUACUGGAGCAGGUUAAUGCAUUUCAGCAGAACCGGGCCAGCAGCACACCGCUUGUGGUUCGCAUUGUCAUUCACCCUGAUGCCAGUGAGGUUCUGCAGGCCUUUAAAUUUGUCCAAGAAGCCUUGGAAGUCUGGCAAGACCAAAAUCAAGCACCGACUACAAAGAGGCUCAUCCUGCUGGGGAAAACUGGAAGUGGGAAAAGUCACCUGGGUAACACCAUAUUUGGAGAAGAUCUUUUCACUGCAUACCACUCUCCUAACUCUGGAACUACAGUAUGCCAGGCAGAGACCACGUCUGUCAAUGGAAGGAGCCUCACUUUGAUCGACACCCCUGGUUUCUUUGACACGGAGAAGUCUGAGGAGGAUCUAAAGCCUGAGAUAAUGAGUUGUAUGACAGAGUGCUCCCCUGGGCCCCAUGCUUUCCUCAUUGUACUGAAAGUGGACAAAUUCACACAGCAGGAGCAGGAAGUUGUCAGUAAAAUAUGCCAAUAUUUCUCAGAAGAUGCUUUAAAAUAUGCUGUGGUUGUCUUCACACAUGGGAACCAGCUGCCUGAAGGGAUGAAAAUUGAAGAGUUUGUCAGUCAGAACCAGAAGCUGAGUGAUCUAGUGGAGAGAUGUGGUGGCCGGUGCCAUGUUUUUGAUAGUAAAUACUGGAAAAACAAUGAGCCCAAUAAUUACAGGAGCAACUGUUUCCAGUUGGAGGCGUUACUCUGUACAAUAGAUGAGAUGGUGAUGGAAAAAAAUGGAGGCUACUACACCAAUGAUGUUCUGCAGAAUGUGGAGAAACAAAUACAGAAACAGGAGGAGCAAAUAAGAGAGUCAUCAGGAAACUUCUCCCCAGAUGAGAUCAGAAAACAGGCUAAAACCAAUGUCACUAAUGAACUUUUGAUCCAGUUGGCAGGGACGGCAACGGGAACUUUGCUAGGGGCCUUUUUUGUUGUAGCAGCCAUGGUUGAAGCUGUUAAAAGAAACGUGAAAAAGCCAUUAGAUAUAGUGAGACUUGUAAAAAACAAUAUCCCAGCAUUGUCAAGGGCACCUGCAGCAGCUGCAGUAGAAGGACAGGUAGUACUAGCUGCUGGAGUGAUAGCCGGUGUGGGGGCGGCUACUGCAGGAGGGGUAAUGGGUGGUGUCAUCGGGCAUAAAGCAGCUGAGGGAGCAAAAUCACCAAUGGAGGCAGCAAAGAGGGCAUAUGAGGAUGUCUUAAAGAAAAGAAAAGAAAUGCUAAAUUAAAGAUGCGUUAAUGGAUGAUUAAUGACCUUCUUGUUGUUUCCUGGGUGUCAUUCUGUGCCUUUUGACUGUUGAUGAACAUUUUUAUCUGUCCACUAAUCUAGUCACACAGCUCUGAUGUAAAUGAUCCAGUGCAAUCCAAGCAGGCAUCUAAUGCAACUUUAUAGAGUCCUGGUAGAGGUCGAGUCCGUACUUGCAUCAGGCAGAUCUGGAGAACUGGUUUAAUCAGAGCAGAACCUCUAAUGAGGUAGCUGCUCCAGAUUUUGCCAACUCUAUACACCAGAAAAAUUAGAAGAGUUGUAGGAAAAUUAAAGCACUGCGCAAGAUAAAUAUGUUGCUGUUAUAAAUUGUUUUAUUUUUGUCUUUUUGUUCUUAUGGUGCACUUUCAAGUUUUUAGUUUUGGGGAUAAAUAAAGCUUGAAUUACAACCGUUUCUGCUGCUCUGAAGGUGUGAAUGAAGUGCAAUAGUAAAGUUACUAAAUAUUAUAUUGUAAAUGUUAACAUUAAUACUAUAUGGAAU